CUGUCUACAAUCUUCAUGUGAACUGGAGGGAGAGACAGUACACAAGAGAGGAAGAGAGCACAGAGCCUCAUUUGGUCUAGAGGAAGUCUGCUCGAUUCACUGAGAACUCUGGCUGGCUUCCUUGUGAAAGUGAUGUUGCUGCAGGGGGAAUGACGCGCACAGGAACCUCCCUUACAGCUCCGGGGUUUGUGACUGGGAUUUUCACAGGAUGUAUGGGACAGUGGGGGCAGAGGGGCAGCCUGCAUGAGGGGUCCGCUUUGAAGUUUGUUUGUCCGGUAGUAGCCGAGGCUGGGAAAGGCUCGUCCUCUGAGUGCAGCCCUGUCAUGUUAACCUCUGAAGGGUCACCGCACAGGACAGAGGUCAUGGCGGUUGCAAUGGCAGAGUCUGUGGACGCAGACAUGACAUUGUGGAGUGAGGCCGACUUCGAGGAGAAGUGCACAUACAUCGUGAAGGACCAACCGCUGGAAGAAGUGUCUAAAAACAACAGAAAGACACGAGCCGAGAGGUCCUUGCCCAGGAACUUGGCGCUGAAACGCAGGCUAGGCUGCUUGCAGGUGCUUGGAGUGACCAGCACGGAGUUGAUACCAAAGGGGACGCGCUUUGGGCCUCUGGUGGGGGAAAGAUACACCGACGAAAUGCUGCUGAAAGACGCCAAUAGAAAGUAUUUUUGGAGGGUCUUCUCCCAUGGGACUUUACACCACAUCCUGGAUGGUUUGAAUGAAGAAAAGAGCAACUGGAUGCGAUACGUAAACCCUGCAUGCGGCAUCGACGAGCAGAACUUGAUCGCGUGCCAGAGUGGUCUGGACAUCUACUUCUACACCAUUAAGCCUCUUCUUCCAGGCCAGGAGAUGUUGGUGUGGUACUGCUCGGAACUAGCUCAGCGUUGUAACUACCCACCACUGGGGCAGCUAGCCAUGGACUGUGCUGAGCACCAUCAAUUACAGAAGAAGAUAACAGAGAAACGAGGACACAGCGUGACAGAGAUACUCAGAAAAGAACCCCCAAAACCUCUUACUAGCAUUCACCAACAAAUGGACAGUUCUUCAUCUCAGGGUAACCCCUCAGUUUUCCCAACAGUCUACCCAAUUCAGCCACCUUCUGAAUCUGUCCAUAGAUAUGCAGCUCUGCCACCUCUACCACCUUGUAGUCCUCCGGCUGCCAAAAAAACUGCUUUAAGUAUCCACAUUCCUCCUAAUUUGCACUUCAGUUUCCAGCACAGCCCAGGCCAUGUUCUAGCCAAACCUUACCCAGAACUCUCAGUACACGAUCGGGUUUAUCCUACCUUUAGGCACGCUCCGUAUUUCCUUCCCCACUACUCAACUUGCCCUGACAGAAUUCUACCUCACCCAUACUUGUCGUACCCUGAUCGACUAAAACCCUACCUGACACUCUCCACUCAUUUAAUGCCUUUUGAUGGCUAUGCAAACCUACCCCAUUCAAGAAACAAGAACUUUGCACUUGCACUAACAAAUACCAAAGAAGACCUCAUUACUUCUGCAACUGAGGAUACCAAAAAUGAAAACAACCUCACAUCUCGAAGCGACGAUCUCAAGAUUAUUUCCAAGCAUCCAGAGGAUGCAGACCUCCCUUUACCAUCAACAUCCAGCGUCACAUCUGUGUUCACCAACCAAUGCAAAGCGCAGCCCUCGUUCUUGCCUGGAGGAUGUUCUCCACCACUGGGUACGGCGGCUUCAUUCGACCAUGUCCCCUCAAAACCUACAACGCCCUUGCAAAGCAACACCACACAUGCAAUGGACCUCAGGAAAGGCAAACGAGAGGACCAUGUGACUGGCUACAAGACCUUGUCGUACCCACUCACCAGGCAGAAUGGGAAAAUCCGGUACGAGUGCAAUAUCUGCAGGAAGGUCUUUGGCCAACUCUCAAACCUCAAGGUCCACCUGCGAGUGCACAGUGGCGAGCGCCCCUUCAGAUGCCAAACCUGCAACAAGAACUUUACACAGCUGGCCCAUCUGCAAAAACACUACCUAGUUCACACUGGGGAGAAGCCCCAUGAAUGCAAGGUAUGCCACAAGCGAUUCAGCAGCACUAGUAAUUUAAAGACCCACCAAAGGUUGCACUCCGGCGAGAGGCCUUACCAGUGCAAAAUGUGCCCAGCCCGGUUUACUCAGUUCAUCCACCUGAAGCUCCACAAACGUCUCCACACUGGGGAGCGUCCAUACCGGUGUCCCUGCUGCCCCUGUGCCUACUUCCACCAGUGUAGCCUUCAGGUACAUCUUCGGGGCUUCUGCCCUCUCUCACCCUCUCCUCCGCACAAUCACUCCUCCGAGGAACUCCACAAGGUCAACUCAGAGAUCGAAAGGUUCGACCUGAGCGAAGCGGCCGAGCAGCUCGAAGCCAUGGCGGCAGAGGCCAAGAUGGACAAAAGGGAUGUGCUUGACCUCAUACAAAGGAUGGACAGUCGAACCUUCAACCAGCAGGACAGUGCUACGGGGGUCUCUGAACUCUUUGAUUCAGUAAAGAAAGUUUCAUUUAUGCAAAUUCUCCACGGAUCUCAUCUACCUCUGCAUCCCAGCACCAUCAAGCGGGAGUCAGGCUGCAUGUCAGAGUCUGAAGACGGCUUUGGUAAUCCAGCCAUAUAAUCCUUACAGGUCAACUCAGCAGCUGUCUGGUUAUGCCCCAUCUGAGGUAAAGCCUCAUCUAUAAAGAACUCUUGCACGUGAAGAAUUGAGACUCCACCAGCACAGCCUGGCACUCUGUUAGUUUCAUGUAUAUAAUGUUACUAAUUUAUUAAAUUGUUCACAUUCAUCUGUAUAAACAGGGUUUUGACAUUAGACAUCACUGUAUUCUUAUGUCAGCCAAAUGUGCGGUUUUGCAUAAAGACAGCUUUUAUUCUUUGCUGUUACAAAAUAAGAUGUGUGUGUUAUGUCUUCCAAUUAAAGAUAAAAAUAAAGCAUAAGUAUGACUGUGAAGAGGAAGCCUCCAUUGUUUUUGAAGUAGUGGCCUUUUGUGAAAAAGCUCUGUUGACGUACGGGGUAGUAGACAUAGAUAAACUUCCUGUUAUGGGCUGAACAGACAUAUGUACAACAUGCGUCAAACCUUGAGCAGGGCUGGCCCAGGCCAUUUGGGGGCCCUAAGCAAAAUAAUGCCAAGGGGCCCAUAUUUUUGGCCCACCAUUUCGUCACAGUGUACUGUGAAACCCAUA
Corythoichthys intestinalis (scribbled pipefish) is the source of this 3163-nucleotide messenger RNA. RefSeq names its product PR domain containing 1c, with ZNF domain (gene prdm1c). Gene Ontology annotation, biological process: regulation of transcription by RNA polymerase II; cell fate commitment. Gene Ontology annotation, cellular component: cytoplasm; nucleus. The transcript is spliced from 7 exons. NCBI's taxonomy places the organism in Eukaryota, Metazoa, Chordata, Actinopteri, Syngnathiformes, Syngnathidae. Gene Ontology annotation, molecular function: DNA-binding transcription repressor activity, RNA polymerase II-specific; protein binding; RNA polymerase II cis-regulatory region sequence-specific DNA binding. The record is from RefSeq and is a predicted model, not a curated record. Bases 150 to 2600 code for a protein of 816 amino acids.